AUGGAGGCCGGUAACACAUCUGCUGUUGUUGCUGCUGGAGAUGCCCUUGUUGAACAAAGUGAAGAGGUGAUGGUCCCAACUGGCGGGGGGAAUCCAACAUUAGGAAUGGCCCAUCUCAUGAAACCCUUGGUUAGUGAGGACAUUCUUUAUUAUCCUCCACCACCAACUGUACUGAUAGCCUCAAACCCCAAUUCUCAGAACUUGAAGAAAUGGUGUUUAAAAGGGAGCAAAACAAGCCCCAAAGCAAGAUGGAAUCUUUGGGUGAAUUCUUUGGAGCCGAGGUACGGAGAAAUCUGGAGGAGAAGUGGGAUCUACCAAGCAAUCAAGGCCUCCACAUAUAGUGUCCCGAGGGACAAGAUGUUGCUCUUGGGCUUUGCAGAGUUCUGGUGCUGUGAUACCAAUACUUUCGUUUUUCCUUGGGGUGAGGUAACCAUAACUCUUGAAGAUAUUCUUCAUUUAGGGUCUUUAUCUGUUAUAGGUUGCUCAAUAUUAACUCCCUGUGAUAAUGAUGAAUGUGGUCAUGUCUAUAAGUGUCUGAGAAAAGAAAUCAAGCAAGUUAAACGUGAUCGUGGUGGAUCUGUGACUCCUUAUAUGUGGAUAGAUCAUUUUGCUGUGAAUACUGGUAAGGAGGUCGAGCAUGAAGCCUUUCUCUUAUGUUGGCUGUCAAAAUUUGUGUUUGUACGCACUCAGAUACUCGUGCAGGAUCUAAAUGUGGCGAUUCAUUUGUCUAGAGGCACUAGGGUUGCCCUUGCCCCUGUUGUUCUUGCUUAUAUUUAUAGAGAUAUGAGUGUGCUACAUAAUGCAAUGGGUAAGCCUGUUGAAUCAGGGUCUAGAAUUGGUAAGAAGUUCUUUAUGUGGCACUAUGAUUUAGUGCAGAUGUGGGUUUGGGAGAGGUUUCCGGAAAUGAGUCCAAAUCCUAAAGUCAUAGAAAGCGGAGACCCUAGAGCAGCACGGUGGAAUGGAGUCACAAAGCUGAACUUAAGUGAUUACAGGACGGCCUUAAACAAUGACAGCAUUUUAUUAUUUUGGCGCCCUUAUUCUCUGAUUCAGAGCGGAAGUAUGUUGAGCAACUUGUACAAAGAUAAAGAACAGUGGGUAGUGGUGGAGUCUGAUGCAGUAGAAGCUUUUGCUCGAUGCUUGAUAGCUUCUAACUUGAAUGGAUUGGGUUAUACUGAACCGUAUUUUCCCCAAAGAGUUGCUAGGCAAUUUGGAUUGGACCAAGAUAUUCCUCUGCUUGCUAGGAAUAUUGCUUUGGGCAGUUAUGACAGACCUAUUAGAGGUGUAAAAGUCUAUAUACCACCUCGAGAUUUUCAGUCUGAUGUCACUGCCCGAUACAGUUCUUGGUGGAAGGGCCUUUUGGCUGUCAAUGAGAAUUAUGUGAACAACAGCAACCAUGAACAACAACUUUUAGCGUUGCUUCCUUGUGAACACCAGAGCAAUGCAGAAUCCUUCGAGGCUCCUGGUUCUCUUUCUGGUUGUGUUAUGCAAAGCCUAGAAGCUGGUCCUUCAACUGCUCAACUUAAUAGUCAAUUGGGAAAACCUGAUGGCUUUGAUAAAAGGAAUGAUCCUGGCAAUGAUUCAGUAUUGAGCAGUGAUGAUGAUGUUGAUGAAGAUAGUCUUACAAUUACACAACUUCUCAGUCGAACUAGAAAGAGAGAGAAUUUUGAGAAUGCAAGGGAUGUUGGUAAUGAGCAUGUACUGAAUACUGGUACUUCAAAUUUGAUGGCAUUGGCAAUAUGCCCUGACACUACUAAUGGCUUAACUUGCACAAGCGAACCCCUGGAAAUGAGUGUGCCUUCUUUUAAAGUUGUGAGUCUAGAGGAUAACAUUAUUAAUCUUGAAGAAGAACGCGGUGAGGAAUCACAACACCUGGGAUUCAAGGCUCGUGGUUGCAGGCUCGAAAUGAUUUUGGAUAAGCAUGGAGCAGUAGAUCUGCCGGUGCUAGUUCUGCAGCCUGCAGGAAAUCCUGAGAAGUAG
This is a messenger RNA of Daucus carota subsp. sativus, 1977 nucleotides long. RefSeq names its product protein MAIN-LIKE 2-like. The transcript is spliced from 2 exons. The coding region runs from base 1 to 1977 and encodes 658 amino acids. NCBI's taxonomy places the organism in Eukaryota, Viridiplantae, Streptophyta, Magnoliopsida, Apiales, Apiaceae. Gene Ontology annotation, biological process: meristem development; meristem maintenance. The record is from RefSeq and is a predicted model, not a curated record.